This is a messenger RNA of Colletotrichum higginsianum IMI 349063, 984 nucleotides long. RefSeq names its product RING-like domain-containing protein. Lineage: Eukaryota; Fungi; Ascomycota; Sordariomycetes; Glomerellales; Glomerellaceae. The transcript has a single exon. Gene Ontology annotation, cellular component: nucleus; Smc5-Smc6 complex. Gene Ontology annotation, molecular function: ubiquitin-protein transferase activity. Gene Ontology annotation, biological process: double-strand break repair via homologous recombination; DNA damage tolerance. The coding region runs from base 1 to 984 and encodes 327 amino acids. The record is from RefSeq and is a predicted model, not a curated record.
AUGAACAACCUCCCACCACUUUACAAUGAUGGCAAUCGGGCCUUCCUGCAAGCCUUCGUGGCUCGCGGAACCCUUACGUUCAAAGAGGGGCAGACAAUUCUCGCCGAAAUAUUUACCAUCGAGGCCGAAGACCGCGAUCCCGUCUCCCCGGAGCAGGUCACCCAACAAGACUUCGAGUCUUACCUGGAAGCCGCCGCCGAAGCCGUUUCCUUCUUCGAUUACGAGGUCCGGAGCACCAUUCACCAAGUCUCCAAGAAACGCGUCUAUGCCCUUGUGAACACGGCUUCCGACCCGAUGACGCAGCUCGCAACUACAUAUAAUGCCGAACAGAUCGCCUUCACCAAGAGGCUACUCGAUGCCAUGUUCGAGACGUACAACUCCCCGCGUAUGGAGCUCAUGUGCAUUACCGAGAUGCAGGCCAUCAAGCUUGCCCGCCCUCCGCGGCAGCAGAACAACAACGACGUCAAUGAGAAUGGAGCACCGACUCAGACACAAUCUUCGACGGAUAAGGGACUCAAGCACAGCGAAGUGGAAGACAUGCUUGUGAACCUGGUGAACCAGGGCUGGCUGGAAAAGUCCAACAAUGGGUUCUACAGCCUCAGCCCCCGAGCACUGCUCGAGCUUAGGGCGUGGCUGAUUGACUCUUACAACGACCCCGACGCGGCAGCGCAGGAAUGGCAGCGCAUCAAGUUCUGCGAGGCGUGCAAGGGAAUCGUCACCGUCGGGCAAAGAUGCGCAGAGAGGGAUUGUAACGCGCGCUUACACCACAUAUGCCAGGACGCAUACUGGCGAACGCAGCGUAGCCACAAAUGCCCCAGAUGCUCGAGAGACUGGGACGGUAAACACUACGUGGGAGAGGAGGCAGAGACCAGUACAGAGGCCUACCAAAGGGGCCGCCGUAGGAGUGGAGGCAGGAAGGGCAGCAUGGCAGAUGAAGACGUGCAAGGAAAUGGCGGGGAUGAAGACAGGGAGGAUGAUGCAUGA